GCGGAAGACUCCCUUGUACCGCGUCUCGUCCCGCUUCCGGCCGGUCUUUAUUCCGCUUCCGGUCCGACGCCGGCGUCUUUGCUGAGGGUCACAUUGAGCUUCCAGCGGUUUCAGGCGCGACUCUAGGAGUCAGCACUAUGGCAGAAGACAUCCAGACCAAAAUCAAGAACUACCAGACAGCUCCUUUUGACAGCCGCUUCCCCAACCAGAACCAGACCAGGAACUGCUGGCAGAACUACCUGGACUUCCACCGCUGUGAGAAAGCAAUGACUGCUAAAGGGGGUGACGUCUCCGUGUGCGAAUGGUACCGGCGUGUGUACAAGUCUCUCUGCCCCAUAUCCUGGGUGUCAGCCUGGGAUGACCGCCGGGCGGAAGGCACGUUUCCUGGGAAGAUCUGAACUGGCCCCCCCACCUCAUCUGUCCUCCGUCCUUCUCCACAGGGUGGUGCAGGGGGACCUGGGUUCAUGGUGAUUCCCACCCUGAGAUCCUGAAUCAUGGUUUAACUAAUAAUAAAUACUCGCUGGAAAAGUGUAAA
Molecule: messenger RNA, 535 nt
Organism: Phacochoerus africanus (Common warthog)
Lineage: Eukaryota; Metazoa; Chordata; Mammalia; Artiodactyla; Suidae
Product: cytochrome c oxidase subunit 6B1
Exons: 4
Coding region: 138-398 (86 amino acids)
Cellular component (GO): mitochondrion; respiratory chain complex IV; mitochondrial inner membrane
Source: RefSeq, a predicted model, not a curated record